CUGCGGCCGUGUGGGGGCGGCGCGGAGCUGCUGGGCUCCUCGGCCUGCGGCGGCCCCCGGCGCGGCCCUCAUGCGGCGCUCUCUCUGACCCUGGCAGGCAGCCGCUCUCGGGCCUCCGCCGCCGGCUUGGGGCUGCAGUCGUCGUGGUGCGGGCCCAUGGAGCCGGCCAGGCGCGGCGGCCGCGGCGCGCCCCGGGGGCCGGUGUUGCACAUUGUGGUGGUCGGCUUCCACCACAAGAAAGGCUGCCAGGUUGAAUUCUCUUACCCACCCCUGAUUCCGGGAGAUGGACAUGCCAGCCAUGCUGUACCUGAAGAAUGGAGAUAUUUGCCCUUCCUUGCCUUGCCAGAUGGUGCACACAAUUACCAGGAAGAUACUGUGUUUUUUCACUUGCCACCCAGAAAUGGAAAUGGAGACACAGUAUAUGGUAUCUCUUGCUAUCGACAAAUUGAAGCCAAGGCACUGAAAGUAAGGGAAGCCGACAUCACCAGAGAGACCGUUCAGAAAAGUGUGUGUGUUCUCAGCAAGCUGCCUCUCUAUGGCUUACUUCAAGCAAAACUUCAGCUCAUUACACAUGCAUAUUUUGAAGAGAAGGACUUUUCCCAAAUUUCCAUUCUAAAGGAGCUUUAUGAACACAUGAAUAGUUCCUUGGGAGGAACUCCGUUAGAAGGGUCCCAAGUGUACCUUGGUCUGUCUCCUCGAGAUCUUGUCCUUCAUUUUCGACACAAGGUCUUAAUCCUAUUUAAAUUAAUUCUUCUGGAAAAAAAGGUUCUUUUUUAUAUCUCUCCAGUGAACAAAUUGGUGGGUGUGCUGGUGACUGUGUUGUCCCUCUUUCCAGGCAUGAUUGAGCAUGGUCUCCGUGACUGUUCGCAGUACAGACCCCGAAAAAGCACCUCUGAAGACGCUGGGCUUCCGGACAGUGAUCUCCCUGCAGAUGACCCUCUUCCUGGGUCAGGCUCUGCUGCGGACUUUUCAAAGGCCAGUCUGGGAACUGCCAAGAGAAUUGUGGCAGGAAACCAUGGAGGAGGUGCUGCCAUUGAGACUGAGGAGCCUUUGCUCCAUGGAGCAGAGCACAGGGAAAGACAGGAACCAGACAACACCAGUCAGCAUUUGAAACCUCCACCUCGUCCAUCUCCAGAGUCUUCAGAAAGUGACUGGGAAACCUUGGACCCUGGUACCUUAGAGGAGCCCAGUUCGGAAGAAAGGGGACAGGUGGGGUCAGACCAGACAGACUUGCUUCCAAAGUACUCAGUGCUCUCAGACAGCCCUCCCAUCACUGUACAGCCUCAGGCUAACACAGGCCAAGUGGUACUGACACCAGGACUCGUUUCAGGCUUGGAGGAGGACCAGUACGGCAUGCCCCUGGCCAUCUUCACAAAGGGAUAUCUCUGCUUGCCCUACAUGGCCCUGCAGCAGCACCACCUUCUCUCUGAUGUCACCGUUCGGGGAUUCGUUGCUGGAGCUACUAACAUCCUUUUCCGACAACAGAAACACCUCAGUGAUGCCAUUGUGGAAGUCGAGGAAGCUCUGAUCCAGAUCCAGGACCCCGAGCUCAGGAAGCUGCUUCACCCGACCACCGCGGACCUCAGGUUUGCAGAUUUCCUGGUGAGGCACGUGACUGACCACCGGGACGAUGUCUUCCUCGAUGGCACUGGCUGGGAGGGAGGCGACGAGUGGAUCCGGGCCCAGUUUGCUGUCUACACCCAUGCCCUCCUGGCUGCCACGCUGCGUCUAGAUAGUGAAAAGAUACUGUCGGACUACGGGACCACUUUUGUUACAGCGUGGAAGAAUACUCACAACUACAGGGUAUGGAACAGCAACAAGCACCCAGCACUUGCAGAAAUAAACCCCAACCAUCCAUUUCAAGGGCAGUACUCCAUGUCAGACAUGAAGUUAAGAUUCUCACAUUCUGUUCAGAAUAGUGAACGUGGCAAAAAAAUUGGAAACGCCAUGGUCACAACCAGCAGGAAUGUGGUACAAACAGGAAAAGCUGUGGGCCAGUCAGUUGGAGGAGCUUUUUCCAGUGCGAAGACAGCGAUGUCCUCAUGGCUUUCAACCUUCACCGCCUCUGCCCCUCAGAGUCUCCCCGAGCCCCCCGAUGGGAAGCCCUGAGCCGAGCCAGAGGCCAUGUCCUUUCCGGGUGUGAGUGCCCCUGGCCACCCGGGCCUGGGCAGGUGCGCUGUGUGUGGAGCCUGCAGGCGCUGAGGAGGCAGCCCGGCCACGGCGGGGACACUCGGGGACCCCAGGUCAACCACUUUCCCUUCAUUCUGAGCCGGAGACUCGCAGUGAACCUUCCAGUGAUUCCUAAGUUCUGAGAUUGUGCAUCUGUUCACUUGAGAAAAAUGUGUAUGUAAAUUUUGUUCUGUUUUGCAGUCUGAAUAUAUAGAUGCCUGUUAUAAUUUACAUUUGCUAAAAUUAAGUUAUAUUACUAUUCCUAAUUUCUCCAAUGUUAACUGUAAAAUGUGCUUAUCAAGGUAAAGGGCCGUAAACCGUUUGAGCUCUGGGAUUUCUGUUGCCGGUCCACAAAGCACACUGACCCUUUCACUCCCAAGCACUGCAAGCCGGCGGGAGUGGCGUGGGGCUUCUGCUUCAGGGCGGGUUUGUUCUCUGAGAAGUCCCGUGCCAGCGUCACCUGUUGUCUGUAAGGAAUGCUGGGGUUCCAGGUUACGUUGGCUUUAUCCUGUACGAAACAGUUACUGUGAGUGAGUAGUAACCCUAAGGCAUGCGAAGUGAACAUAGGGCGUAAUCUGAACCUCUCAGUUUCCUAAUUUGUGUUUGAACACAACUCCAGCACACCUAAAAGCAUGCUUCUGUUUGAGCAUAAUAACUCGAAACUCAGCGGAUACAGUGAGGGCUCACCAUGAGAACCCCAUUGAUUCCCUCCUAAGUAACAGCAGGAAACCCUGAAAGGUUCUCUAGGUUGUGCUGAGACCAUCAUCCCAGGGCUGCACCGAAGGUUGGAGUGCGGUGGUGUGCUCCGGUGUGCUUGUCGCCCCUCGGGCCAGCAGCUUGCUGUACGUGUGGCCUAGCGCCCCCUAGGGCCCACCCAGCCAAGAGGCUGAGGACCCUUCCACUGGUACCGGACUGGUGUUUGGGGUGGAGUCCCGUCUCUUCAGAAGCAGUCCUGCCGAUAGCUUUUAAUCCACAAAGUCACAUGAAAUUACAUUUUGCUCACUGGUUCUCCAUUUGAAUGUGUAUUUUGAGUCUUCUACUCAUACUUUUAGUUGUUUAAUUCUCAAAGUGGACACUUCGGCGUUCAGCAUAAAAUGAGCACCUCAGAAGAGAGGUGCUGUCGAGACCCACCUGUGCUUCGUGGGAGAGGGAAGUUCUGAGGCCAUUGCUGAGGGCAGGGUGCCUGGCCCUUGCGAGCCCACACGCCUUGGGCUAGCGGCAGUCACGGGCCAUCUUGUGACAUCACCAGAAAGGGGGUCUGUUGGGGCCUCGCUUUCUGCUGUGAUCCCUGAGGACUUGCGUCCAAGAACUGCCUGACUAGGCCCAGCCUUUGCAGGUAGGCGGGCACAUCUGCAGCCUGUCAGUAGCCUCCGUGCUGCCCACACAACUUAAAAGUAGCAUUUGGAAAAAGACUCCGGUGUGCAUACUCCUUUAGGCACCCUAACGACAGCGGCACGGAGGAGGAGGAGGUACGGCUACAGGCGUGGAGUAGGGCAAGAGGCAGCUGCAAAUCGCAAGGGCUUCCCGUGACCUUGCCUAUGUGCGUGCCUCCUGGGACCAGUGGGAGUAAUCUGUCCCCAGGUCCCCUCCUGAUUCACUGGCCCCCGACCCCUAAAAUAGUUCUCAUUGAUUUUUGCUUUACGUUACAGCAGCUCUUUUUCUUUGGCAGCAAACCGGAGCGUAGGAUGUCGUUUCCUCGGGUGUCUGCUUUCCAAGCUCUGUUACUAAGCAUUUAAUGUUUUUAGAGUAACUUCCUUCAGAAAGCCACAGAGAAAGCAGAUGAGGAGGAGGAAGAGGUGAGUUGUUUCAUGGCUGAGGAACAAGGUACUUAAAGUCUGAAUGAGCAUUUUGAGAGCAGUAUUUAAUCUGCUGAGAGAAUUCUUUAGAGUGAAGUUGGAAUUUUAGUCUGCUGGCUUCAAGUUUCUAUAUGAAGCUGAGGUAGUGCCUCCCUGGCAGGCAGGUGUUGCUGCAGUGUUGUGUUCUGUGGAGAAAACUUUUGGGAGAGUUCCACCCAUUUGCCCUUUUCCAGCCCUCGUCCCUGUCCCUAGCGCAGGCCGGUGGCCCUGCAGGGCGUGGGGACUGCCGUCAGGGUUCGCCUGCGCUCUGGUCGGGUUGGUGCACCGCUCGGGGCUUCCCACUCACGGCGUGACGGCGUUCCAGCCCCUCAGGCUUCUCGGCGCAGGAAGUGCGUUCUGUAAUGUGCAGCCUUCCCGAGACAGAAGGAGGCGUGCGGCUUUAUUCUUUCCAUACCUGUAGCUGCACUUGGCUUCCUGUGUCCAUUACGAAGGAGGCGAGCUCCCUUGUGUGGUGGCUCCACAUUAAAAGACCACGUCUAAGCGUUGGGUAUAUUUUGUAAACUUCUAAAUACAUUUGUAUUUCUGUGCUGUUCAAAAGUUUACCUUUUUACUUAUACUAAUUAACGAUAUAGAAACUGUAUGUUUAAAUCAUGUAAAUUUAGAGGGUUUUCCCAGUCUUGUUUUUUAUCAGCUUCUCACACAUGGUAUGCUGCUGAAAUUUUUUUCUGUGCAAUAUAAACUUCUGAACAUUUCAGUCAGGUACUGAGCCAGAAAAGGUCAUGGAAGUUUUCAAAAAGCUUCUUUGCUUAAAUAUUUUGUUGUUUUUGCAAAAUAUUACUACUUUAUAGCUGGAAAAAUAAGAUCAAGAUUUACAUUUUUAAGCCACUUGGUCAUCAGUUCCUAAAUUUAGGAAGCAUUUGAUUAAUAAGUUGAUGAACGUACCUAGUGGUCACAAAAAUAUAGGUUAAAUGUUUGAGUUUCAAGGCUUUCUACAAACUGUUUCUAAGGAAGUUUAGCUGCGGCAUAUGUUUUGAUCAGAAAGGUUUUCGUUGUUGUUGUUUUUUUGCUCUAGGAUUAUAAUUUGUUCUUUGUUGUCAUUAAAUGUUAAAAUCACAGA
This is a messenger RNA of Heterocephalus glaber (naked mole-rat), 5082 nucleotides long. It is a transcript of the gene Avl9, whose product is annotated as AVL9 cell migration associated. The record is from RefSeq and is a predicted model, not a curated record. NCBI's taxonomy places the organism in Eukaryota, Metazoa, Chordata, Mammalia, Rodentia, Bathyergidae. Gene Ontology annotation, cellular component: cytoplasm.